Rhopalosiphum maidis (corn leaf aphid) is the source of this 1775-nucleotide messenger RNA. RefSeq names its product HSPB1-associated protein 1 (gene HSPBAP1). The record is from RefSeq and is a predicted model, not a curated record. Bases 651 to 1775 code for a protein of 374 amino acids. Gene Ontology annotation, molecular function: 2-oxoglutarate-dependent dioxygenase activity. NCBI's taxonomy places the organism in Eukaryota, Metazoa, Arthropoda, Insecta, Hemiptera, Aphididae. The transcript has 8 exons.
UGUCCUCUUCAUGUAAUCUGAGUGCCAACAUAACAAUACGAUAUUGUUACAUAACGAUAUUAUUAUCUUUUGUCAUCGAUUCAUAGUAGAAGUAGAUAACUGCUCGGCAUUAGAUCUUCUCGGUUCUCACGUGCAACGGGUUUAGUUACGACUAUACUACUAAUUACUACAUAAUUAUUUACUAAAUAAUAAUACUAGUAGCCAUGUUUCUUUUCAUUGAACUAAAUAUUAUGUAAUGAUUAUAUGCGAGUUCGUGGUUGAUGUAAAAUGAAAUUAAUUUUGCUUCCAAAUUCAAAUAUUAUCUGUUAUCAGUUGAAAAAUAAUUUGAAUUUCCCGUUCACCAAUAUCAUUUGUUUUUUUGAAUUUUUUGUUAUUGUGUAUUUUAAGUCCAAACUUAUAGAUCUAUAGUUUAAUAAUAGUUUUUGUUAGACUAAUGACAUGACAAUCUUAUUCAUAAAUCUUACUCGUGAUAAUUUUGACCGAAUCACUAUACAUUUUAAUGAGUGCAACUUUAAUUUAUUUUAACUUUAUAAUAAGUUAUAAAUUUAAAAAAUGUGAAAUUAUGAGUAAACAAAAGAUAUAAAAACACUGAACUAUAUUGAAUGUUAUAAAAAAAGCUAACACAUAUUUGCAGUCUGCAUAAUUUCAUUAUGAAUAACAUUAAACAUUUUAUCGAAUCGUCUCAAGUUCCAAUUGUUUUUAAUAAUAUGUUAGAUGAUUGGGAUCCAUUUAAAUGGGAUUUAGAUAAAUGGAACAGUAUAUUUGAACAUCAGUCAUUAGACUGUAGAAAAGGAAAAAUUACGUGUACUAAAGAACCUUUAUGGGAAAAUAAGUGUUUGCAUGAAAAUCAUUCAUUUAGCGAAAUUAUUAACAUGUCAAAUGAUAUCGAGAACAGUGGACAAUGGUUAUAUUUUGAUUAUAAGUACAUUGGAGAAAAAGUUGAUGAAAAGAUAUUCAAAUCGAUAUCAUGGAAAAAGUUUGGUUAUGAAAAUUUAGGCCCAAAAGAUUCGACUUUAUGGAUUGGAAGUACUGGUGCUCACACACCAUGUCAUCAAGACUUGUAUGGUAUUAAUUUGGUGGCUCAAGUUCACGGAAAAAAACGUUGGAUUUUAAUGCCACCUGAAAUGGGAAAAUAUCUAAAGCCAUCUAGAAUUCCUUAUGAAGAGUCAAGUUGUUAUAGCAAAAUUAACUUUUCAUGUCCAGACAAUAUUCAAGAUAUUAACGAUGCCUGUAGAUGUGUGACAGUGGUUUUAUCGCCUGGCGAUGUACUAAUUGUUCCACAUAAAUGGUGGCAUUAUGUUGAAAACUUAACUACUGCUGUUAGUAUUAAUACUUGGAUACAGAUUCCUAAAUAUGACAAUAUGGCUCGAUUAAGUGAGUCUGUGGUUCGUUUUAUGGUGAGCAGUAUAUGUUCUGGUGUGUCUAAAAAUAUUCAAUCAAGAUUACUAAAUCCAAAUGAAGCAUUUUCAUCAUCCAUGACUGCAGAGUCAAUUAAUUUUAUUGACCAAAGCAUUAAAAUAAUAAAAACUGAAGAAGAAACUACAGAUUCAGAAGAACCAGAUUCAACUUCGCUCAUAAAAUAUCAGUAUAAAACCUAUGAACCUGAUCAAUGUUUAUCUAAAGUGAAGUUUGAUACAAAAUAUCACAGACAUAACCACACUAUAAGUUCUCUAAAACCAGAUUUAAAUUCUGAUGUUAGUUAUAGAUUAUUAGAUUCUUUAUGUAAUGAUACUGUUAUAAAUCAAAUUGUUAAUAGUUUAAUAAAAGAAGAUUAA